This is a messenger RNA of Leptidea sinapis, 12407 nucleotides long. It is a transcript of the gene Dhc62B, whose product is annotated as dynein axonemal heavy chain 12. The transcript has 2 exons. The coding region runs from base 1 to 11802 and encodes 3933 amino acids. Gene Ontology annotation, biological process: microtubule-based movement. Gene Ontology annotation, cellular component: dynein complex. The record is from RefSeq and is a predicted model, not a curated record. Gene Ontology annotation, molecular function: dynein light intermediate chain binding; ATP binding; dynein intermediate chain binding. NCBI's taxonomy places the organism in Eukaryota, Metazoa, Arthropoda, Insecta, Lepidoptera, Pieridae.
AUGAAUGAAAGUGAACUGAGGAAGCUGUUAACUACGAAAAAUGGGUGCCGGAUACCGCAAAUGUUGCCAAUACCAGAUGUACAUAGGAUGGAUAAACUGCCCUUUGAUCCAACGCCACCAUAUAAUAGGAAUAAGGACAAGCGUGCGCAAUUUCGAAAAAUAUUGGAAGAGAAAGCGGCUGUGAGAAAAAUAAAAAUAGCACGACCACCGUGUAUCUUACGAGAGAUUGACCAACUUGAAAUAUCUCAAGAUCGACACAUUACCGUUCUAAAAGAAUGUGCCAACAAAAUUCAACCACCACCGAUGUUAAAAUCGUGGGAACAGAAAAUAAUCGCUUUGAUACCUGCUAAGCUAAGAAACUCAUUUCCGUCCAUAACAGAAGAACUUAUCGAAGAGAGUAAAGAGGCGUGGAAUAUGUAUUUGCAUGAGUUAGCUGUGAAAACGGUAAUCCGAGAUGUUCCUGGAGUAUCGAGGAAGAGAUAUGUAGAGCCUCCCUUUAAAUUUAGUGGUGUCACAAAAAAUUUUGAUAAGAUGGUCAGGUACCGAAAGAAGCUACAGGAUGGAUCUCUUAUACUUCACCCAUUUAUACGGCUUGUGUUAGAAUCGUCUGAGAAAAAGUUCCCACCGUGCAUCAUCAAUUUAUCAAAAUAUCGUGCAUUGGGCCCUAUGACUAUGGAAGAGUUCCAUGCGAAAGUGUUGGAAGAUAUAAAACGAGCUGAUUACCUAGUGUCCAGUACAUGGUAUGGCAUCCUUGUCAACUGGUUAAAAAACCCACGUUGCUUAAGAGGGAUGCGGCCAAAACGUAUUCCAGAGUUUGUGAAAUGUGCCACAAAAAUGAUUUCAAUGCAAAUUCAAGAACUUAUGCGCAGAUCCAUUGAUGCUAUUAUUGAUGCUCUAAAAGAUGCUGCAUCAGUACCAUUACUAAGUAUUGAACUUGAUUUUGAUGGUGAAUUUUUUUACGAUCCAUCUCCUGAAACAAUUUGUAACACAUAUCACAACAUUCUUGACGCGAUAUCAAACAUAUCCCAACGAUUAAUGCCUGUAGAGCAAUACCUUAAAAUUCCAUACAACUAUGACGCAUUGCCUGUUCAAUAUAAUGAAUGGCUACGUAAAGAUGGACAUACAAGGAUCCAAAGAGAAUUGGAUAAUGUUUUCCUGCCUCUGAAUGAGUACUUAGAAAAAUUAAGAUUAGAAUACAGUAUGCUGUAUGGUCAACCAGCAAAAGAGGAUCUAUUGAAAUUUAUUAGGAAAGCUAAAGAAUUUGAAGAAUCACGAGAUAAGAUAAAAUAUUUUCAAGGAAUUGAUUCUGAAAUAACAGCUAUUCUCGAGAAUGAAUAUUUUAAUUGUAGUGUCGUUUGCCAAUUGCGAAUGGUCGAUGGUUUAAAACUAAAGGCGUUGGAGUUUAUAAAUGAUAUUAUAGACGGCAUUAUCAAAUCGCACAUGGACGAAAAUGAUAGCAUUUGUGGAGAGUUUGAAGUUAUUGCUGCAAAAGCUUUAAAAAUACCUGAAAAUGCAGCUGAAUUGGUUGAACAAGGCGCUUAUAUGCUACACGCAAAAAGUGUUUUAGUUGAAGCUUUAAAAGAAAGAAUUCUCAGACAACUUAAUAUAAUAUCUAACCUUUUGGAAAUGACAUCACUCACCCCAGAACACGUGGCAUCAAAUACUAGAACGGUAAAUUGGUUAACUGACAUUAAACCAAUUUUUGAGAAAAAUGCAACAGCUUUCGAAUCAUUCAAAGCAGAAAUGGAAGAUAAUUUGCAGGCUAAGAUUGCAUAUUUAAACAAAGAAACGUUGGAAAUGAUUCCUUAUUUGGAAAAAUUGGACAACAUGGAUGAUGUAAAUCAUACUUUUGAAUAUUUAGAACAUUUGCGCAAGCUUGUACAUAGAUUAGCUGAAUGUGACAAGCUAGUUGCAUGGAUUAAUGCCGAAGAAACAACUUUUAAAUUUCCUCUUACCCAAUAUCCUGAUUUGGAGGAGCUCAAAGAUUUUGUGAUUCCAUUUUACAGUCUCGUUCAUUUAGUUCAUAGGUGGAAAAGAAGUUAUUAUACCUGGAUGGAUGGUGUAUUUGAAUAUCUAGACCAUAACCAAAUUGAACAAGAUCAUGAUUUUUACUAUAAAGAAUUUUUGAGGCUGACAAAAGUAUAUAGAACGAAAAUAAAACAACAAAUAGCGGAGGGACAGGAAAAACGUUUUGCAGGACUAGUAGAUGAUCCUGAUAUGAAUAAUUUACCAGCUCCCAUGAAACUAUGUGCUCAGGCUAUAGCUGAACUUAAAGAAUGGCGGCCUAAUGUUCAAAUGGGACAUAUAAUGUGCAACCCUGCUCUAGUACAAAGGCAUUGGGAUGAAAUGUCAUCCAUUGCAGGCUUUGAUCUAACUCCAACUGCAGGAACGACAUUACGAAAAAUAAUUAACUACAAUCUUUGGGGCGACAUAGACCAAUAUGAAAUUGUCAGUGUUGCAGCAACUAAAGAAUUAGCACUUAUAACUAACUUAAAUAAGAUGAUAGCAGAGUGGACCGAUAUAUGUUUUAAAACAUCACCGUACAAAGACACUGGAAUUUUUAUUCUUUCCGGUCUAGAUGAUGUUCAAAGUGUUUUAGAUGACCAUAUUGUAAAAACUAUAGGCAUGAGAGGAUCUGCUUUUGUAAAACCGUUUGAACAACAAGUAAGAACUUGGUACGAAAAAAUUGUUAGAGUGAAUGCAACUAUUGAUGAGUGGGGAAAAGUUCAAAGCCAGUGGCUUUAUUUGUUGCCAAUAUUUUCAUCUAAAGACAUUGUUGCACAAAUGCAGGAGGAAGGUGUAAUGUUUGCGGAGGUAAAUAAUAUUUACAGAAGGUGUAUGGGCACUGUAGAUAAAGAUCCUCAUGUUUUAGAAGUUGCGGGUGCUGUAGGUGUCUUAGAAUCUUUUUUAAUAGCUUCGGACUUUCUCGAAAAAAUUAAUGAAGGUGUUAAUAAUUAUUUAGAAAAGAAACGCUUAUAUUUUCCGCGAUUCUUUUUCUUAUCUAAUGAUGAAAUGUUGGAAAUACUCUCUGAAACAAAGAAUCCAUUAAAAGUUCAACCUCAUUUAAAGAAAUGUUUUGAAGGUAUUAAUAGGCUUGUAUUUGAUGUAGAUUUUAAUAUAUCUGCAAUGAUAUCAAUGGAAACUGAACAAGUAGAGUUCCUUGAAACAAUAAGUGUGGCAGCCGCAAGAGGUUCAGUUGAAAAAUGGUUAGUCCAAGUUGAAGAGCAAAUGCUGAAGGCUGUAAAGACAGAGACAGAAUUAUCUUAUUACGAUUAUCCAAAUAUUGGGCGUGUGGAGUGGAUCUUGUCUUGGGAAGGGAUGGUGGUUUUAGCUAUAUCUCAAAUAUACUGGGCAAUAGAUGUUCAUGAAUGUUUACAAACUCACAAAAUAAGCGAAUUGAAAGAUUUUCACGUCAGUUUAACAAAACAAUUAAAUGAAACUGUCGCUGUUAUACGAAGAACAGACUUAACCAAACUCAACAGUAUAACUGUAAAAGCGCUUAUUGUGAUCGAUGUACAUGCAAAAGAUGUAAUUUUUGAACUAAUUGGUAAAGAUGUUACAGAGGUUACUGAUUUUCAGUGGCUGGCACAGCUAAGAUAUUAUUGGGAAGAAGAAAGAGUUUUUGUGAAGAUAAUUAAUGCUGUUGUGGAUUAUGCCUAUGAAUAUCUCGGAAAUUCCGAUAGAUUAGUAAUAACGCCAUUAACAGAUCGAUGUUAUCGCACGUUAAUAGGCGCAUACUAUCUGCACUUAAACGGUGCCCCCGAAGGCCCAGCUGGUACUGGUAAAACGGAAACAACUAAAGACUUGGCAAAGGCGCUUGCAGUUCAGUGUGUUGUCUUUAAUUGUUCUGAUGGUUUGGACUAUAAAGCUAUGGGGAAAUUUUUUAAGGGUCUAGCUUCUUGUGGAGCCUGGGUAUGCUUUGAUGAAUUUAACAGAAUUGAAGUGGAGGUUCUAUCUGUUAUCGCGCAACAAAUUUUAUGUAUUGUGCAAGCAGUGAGACAACAUGUGGAAACUUUUGAUUUUGAAGGUACUGUUUUGACUUUGAAUCCAGCUUGUUACGUUUGUAUUACAAUGAAUCCUGGAUACGCAGGACGUUCGGAGCUGCCUGAUAAUUUAAAAGUAUUAUUUCGUACAGUGGCGAUGAUGGUUCCCGAUUAUGCUAUGAUUGGUGAAAUAUCGUUAUACUCCUUCGGCUUCAUUGAUGCCCGAAAUUUGUCUGUAAAAAUUGUAACAACUUACAGGCUAUGCUCAGAACAGUUGUCAUCUCAAAAUCACUACGACUAUGGUAUGAGAGCUGUUAAGACAGUUUUAUCUGCAGCAGGUAACUUAAAAAGAAGUUUUCCUAACGAAAGUGAAAGUAUUUUAUUGUUAAGGUCAAUUACUGAUGUAAAUUUGCCAAAGUUCUUAUCUUUUGAUGUACCUCUUUUCGAAGGCAUUAUAACUGAUUUAUUCCCAGGAAUAACGUUACCAAAGCCAGAUUAUGAAAAUUUUUUGAACGCUUGUACGGACGCAUGUGAGUCCAAUAAUUUACAACCAAUGGAAUGCUUUUUAAUAAAAGUAAUCCAAACAUACGAAAUGAUGAUUGUAAGACAUGGUUUUAUGCUAGUGGGUGACCCCUUUUCUGGUAAAUCAAUGACACUUAAAAUAUUAUCUGAAGCAUUAACAUUAAUGGAACAUAGAAAUCAACCAGGAGGAUGUGAAUGUACCUAUAAGGUCUUAAAUCCAAAAGCAGUGACAAUGGGCCAGCUGUAUGGAGCUUUUGAUCCAAUAUCUUAUGAAUGGACUGAUGGUAUUGUAGCAACUAUAUUUAGGGAAUUUGCGGCCGAAGAUACUCCGAUUCGAAAAUGGAUCGUGUUUGAUGGCCCAGUAGACGCUGUCUGGAUUGAAAAUAUGAAUACAGUCCUAGAUGACAACAAGAAGCUAUGUCUUACUUCUGGAGAAGUUAUGGCUAUGACGAAUGUUAUGUCCAUGCUUUUUGAAGUAAUGGAUCUAUCGCAAGCUUCUCCUGCUACCGUGUCACGAUGUGGAAUGAUUUAUAUGGAGUCAUCGUCUCUUGGUUUUAUGCCAUUUUAUAAAUCUUGGGUAAAUACGAUUAAUCCUCUAUGGUUGGAAGAAAAUGAGGAUUUUAUAUAUGGGCUCUGUGAAUGGCUCUUUGAUCCUUUAAUAUAUUUUGUUAGAAAAAAUUGCGUUCAACUUGUCACUGGAGGUGAAGUUAACUUAGUGAUAAGCUCACUUCGGCUGGUAGAAAUGUUAAUGGAGAAUGCUCUCGAAGGAGAGGAAGAUACAAAAUACAUUAGGACAUGGGUUCUAGCAUCAUUUAUGACAGCCAUGGUGUGGGGUGUUGGUGGAAUACUAAAUACAGAUUCUCGUGAAAAAUUCGACGACUUAGUUAAAGAGUACUUUCGAGGUGAGCUGGGAGUUCCAGCAGCUAUAGACAGAAUUGAUGUUUCAAUACCAACUGAUGGGAUGAUAAUUGAUCAUUAUUAUAUGUACAAAGGUAAAGGUUGUUGGAAACCAUGGCCUGACGCCGUCAAAGCGGCCGUAGUCAAGGAACAAAUUAAUUUACUUCAGACAGUAAUUCCCACACUGGAAACUGAAAAAUAUAUUUUCUUGUUAAAACUGCAUACAAAGUUUUCACAACCAUUGAUGCUUAUUGGUCCAACAGGCACAGGAAAAAGUUUUUAUGUUCAGAACUUUUUAAUGAAUAGCAUCGACAUGGAAAAAUAUACACCUGGGUUUAUAACAUUUACAACAACAACAUCUGCAAAUCAAACUCAAGAUUUAAUUUUAUCAAAACUUGUGAAAAGAAGGAAAAAUAACUACGGACCUACCAAAGGAAAACAAGCAAUAAUAUUUAUAGAUGAUAUGAAUAUGCCUGCAAAAGAAGUAUAUGGUGCUCAACCAGCCAUUGAAUUAUUAAGGUUAUAUUUCGAUCAAAAACAUUGGUAUGAUUUAAAAACUACGGAUAAGUUGUAUAUUUAUGAUACCUUUUUUUACGGGGCCAUUGGGCCCGUCGGUGGUAGCAGGCAAUUAAUUUACCCGCGCAUGCUAAGGCACUACAAUAUAUAUUCAAUUAACGAGUUUUCAAAAGAAUCUAUGUCUAAAAUCUUUACAUCACUUUUACAACUUGGAUGGAGACGAAAUGGUUUCGGACAAGAUACCCAACCAGUUAUUGUUAAUAUUAUCACGGCAACCAUGGAAAUUUACGAACAAUCAACUUCAGGCCUACGACCUACGCCAGCCAAGUCUCAUUAUAUUUUUAAUUUACGAGAUUUUUCCAGAGUCAUACAAGGUUGCGCUCUACUUAGAAAAGAAUCUGCGGACAAUAAAAAAACUUUUACAAGGCUUUGGGUACACGAAAUAAUGAGAGUAUUCUAUGACAGACUUGUAGAUGAAAACGACCGCAAUUGGUUCUUUGAUAUGCUUAAAAGAUGUACGAAAGAUUGUAUGAGAGAUACAUUUGAAUCUGCUUUAGAUACGUAUCAAGAUGAAAGAGGUGAAGUAACUCAAGAAAACAUUAAACAAAUGAUGUUCGGUUGUUAUUUAGAUACAGAUAGCGUUGAGGGUGAACGGAAAUACGAAGAAAUGCCUUCGAUGGAAGUUGUUUUAAAUGUUGCCAUUGCAAUGUUGGCGGAGUAUAAUACAAUGCAUAAAGCCAAAAUGAAUAUUGUGUUAUUCGAUUAUGCGCUAGUACAUUUGUCUAAAAUUUGCCGAUUGCUCUCAAUGCCUUCAGGGAAUGCUUUGCUUGUUGGUGUCGGUGGAUCAGGCCGCCAAUCUUUAACAAAACUGGCUAGUACGAUCUUGGGGCAACAGACAUUCCAACCAGAAAUAACUAAAUCUUAUAGUGUCAAAGAUUGGCAUGACGAUAUUAAAUUAGUAUUGCGAGAGUCUGGAGGGUUAAAUAAGGAUACCACUUUCCUUUUUACUGAGAGUCAAAUCAAGGAAGAGGUAUUUAUUCAAAACUUAGAUAGUUUGUUAAAUUCAGGAGAAGUACCCAAUUUAUAUGGAUUGGAUGAGAAACAAGAAAUACUUGAACUGGUCAGACUUGCUGCCCAGGGUGGUAAUAGAAAUUUAGAUAUUAGUCCUCUCCAAAUAUUAUCUUUUUUUGUUGGGAGAUGCAAGGCAAAAUUACAUAUUGUUUUGGGCUUCAGUCCUAUAGGCAGUGCUUUUAGAACUCGUUUAAGAUUAUAUCCAUCACUUGUAAAUUGCUGUACUAUUGACUGGUUCGAUAGCUGGCCCGAAGAAGCGUUAGAAAUGGUAGCAAAUCAUUAUAUGGUAAAAGUCAACGUACCCGACUCUGUUAAAAGUUCUGCAGUUAUUGCUUGUAAACAGUUCCAUGUGGAUGCACGUAUAGUAUCAUUAGACUUUUUUAAUCAAUAUGGAAGGAAGACAUAUAUAACAUCCGCAUCCUACUUAAAUUUAAUAAAAUCAUUUACAACGCUUACAAACAGAAAGCAAAGAGAAUUACGUGCAGGAAAAUUGAGGUAUACAAAUGGUUUAGAUAAACUAAUGCAGGCUGCUGAUGCUGUUGCAAUAAUGCAACGUGAUCUGAAUGCCUUGAAGCCGCAGCUUAUAGUCAUGGCAGCUAAAUCAACUAAAAUGAUGGAAGAGAUAGCAAAAGAAACAGCUAUAGCUGAUAAAGCGGCAGCACAAGUACGGGAAGAUCAGAAAGUUGCUAAUGUUCAGGCAGCUGCUGCACAAGAGCUAAAGAAAGAUUGUGAAGCUGAUUUAGCGUUAGCUUUACCUAUUUUGGAGGAUGCUAUCGCUGCGCUGAACACUUUAAAACCAGCUGAUAUUACUAUUGUCAAAUCUAUGAAGAACCCUCCUGCAACCGUUAAGUUAGUUAUGGCUGCUGUAUGUGUGAUGAAAGGAAUACCCCCCGAUAAAAUACCUGAUCCCGAUAAUCCAGGGAAGAAAAUGUUUGAUUUCUGGGGCCCCAGUAAAAGACUUCUAGGAGAUAUGGGAUUCCUAGAUUCCUUGAGAAAUUUUGAUAAAGAUAAUAUACCUGUUGCAACAAUGCAAAAAAUUAGAAAGGAAUAUUUAUCAAACAAAGAUUUUAAGCCUCACAUUAUUGCUAAAGCGUCGACAGCAGCCGAGGGUCUUUGUAAAUGGAUUAUUGCAAUGGAUAUGUAUGAUGCAGUUGCAAAAGUGGUUGCACCCAAAAAGGCAAAAUUAGAGGCAGCAGAAAGAGAAUUUGCCCAAACAAUGGCCAUCUUGGAGGAGAAAAAAGCUACAGUGGCGCGUUUAGAAGCCAAAUUAGCAGAAUUAAAUGAAGCUCUAGAAGAAGCUAAUAUAAAAAAGAAAGCUUUAGAAGACGAAGUGCAGCUAUGUAUUGAUAAAUUAUUUAGAGCCGAGAAAUUAAUAGGAGGUCUUGGAGGAGAAAGAGUGCGUUGGACCGCUGCAGCUGAAAAUCUUCAAAAGUUGUAUGAUAACUUAGCAGGUGAUAUGUUAGUUUCAUGUGGUAUUAUUGCAUACUUAUCGCCAUAUACUUUACCAGUACGCGUACAUAUGAUUGACAAGUGGCGCGAUCUUGUUAUUAAGCUGAAUAUGCCACACUCUGAACAGUUUGUUUUUAAAGAUGUUUUAGGCACGGAUAUAAAAAUACAAAAUUGGUGCAUCGCUGGAUUACCAAGAGAUUCCUUUUCUAUUGAUAAUGCCAUAAUGCAAGAUAACUCUAUGCGAUGGUCCUUAUUGGUUGAUCCGCAAGGUCAAGCUAAUAAAUGGAUUAAAACUAUGGAAAAGUCAAACGAUUUACAAGUUAUGAAAUUUACGGAUGGGAACUAUAUGAAAAUAAUUGAAACGUGCUUAGAAUACGGUAAACCAGCACUCAUUGAUUGCAUAUUGGAAGACGUUGAAGCCCCAUUAGAUCCUGUUCUUAUGAAAAAUACUUACAUGCAAGCGGGGAAAGAAUAUAUUGCACUUGGUGAUAACGUCAUCGAAUACCAUCCAAAUUUUAGAUUGUACAUGACGACAAAGUUAAGAAAUCCACAUUAUUUGCCCGAGGUAUUCAAUAAAGUAACACUUAUUAAUUUUGCUUUAACAAAAGAUGGUUUGGAAGAUCAAUUAUUAGGAAUCGUUGUUGCAAAAGAAAGACCAGACUUGCAAGAAAAGAGAGAGAAGUUAAUAGUGCAAGGAGCAGCAAAUCGUGCUGCACUUAAGCAAGUAGAAGAUGAUAUCUUGCGUACUUUACAAGAAUCUAAAGGUGAUAUUUUAGAAGACGAAUCUGCAAUUGAAGUUUUGGAUUCGUCAAAAAUUUUAGCUAUAGAUAUUAUGAAAAAGCAGGAAGCUAGUUUGGAAACAGAAAUUAUUAUUGAGAAGUUUAGGCAGGGUUACAGGCCAAUCGCUUCUCAUUCAGCUGUAUUGUAUUAUUGUGUCACAGAAUUACCAAACGUUGACCCUAUGUAUCAAUAUUCACUUACAUGGUUUAUUAACUUGUACAUUCUAUCCAUAGAGAAUGCAAAUAAGUCUAAGGACUUGGAAAAGAGACUUAAGUUUCUAAAAGAUACGUUUACUUACAAUUUGUACAGUAAUGUCUGCAGGUCUCUAUUUGAUAAAGACAAACUAAUGUUUUCGUUUAUAAUGUGUUCAAAAAUGAUGUUGUCUACAGGUGAGAUGAAUCAUGAAGAGUACAUAUUUCUUAUUACCGGUGGUAUAGCUAUCGAAAAUCCCCAUAAAAAGCCUUAUGAAUGGAUACCUGAUAAAAGUUGGGAUGAGAUCUGUAGGCUUGACGAUUUAAACAGUUUUGUGGGUUUUAAAAAUGAUUUUGUAAAUAAAAACAAGCCAUGGAAAGACAUAUAUGACGAUUUGGAACCGCAGCACAAACCUUUGCCUGGCGAGUGGAAUACUAAACUAAGUCACUUUCAAAAGUUAUUAAUCUUUAGAGUGUUGCGACCAGAUAAAUUGACAAUUGCCCUUUCAGAAUUUGUAGAAAAACAAAUGGGUGUAAAAUAUAUAACACCGCCACCAUUUGAUAUCAGUAAAUCUUUCGGGGACUCAAAUUGCUUAGCACCACUGAUUUUUAUUUUAUCUCCUGGCUCUGACCCUAUGGGUGCUCUUAUUAAAUAUUGUGAAAAAAUGGGAUAUGCUAAUCGUUUCAGUUCUAUCUCGUUAGGUCAAGGGCAAGGUCCGAUUGCUAGGGCUAUGAUAGAAAGGGCACAGCUGGAAGGUGGUUGGGUUUGUUUACAGAAUUGUCACUUGGCAGUUUCUUGGCUACCAGUUCUAGAGAAAAUUACUGAAGGCUUGGAUCUUACUAAUACUGACUUAAGUUUUAGAUUAUGGCUGACUAGUUACCCCUCUGAUAAAUUUCCUCAAUCAGUUUUACAGGUAGCCGUUAAAAUGACCAACGAGCCACCGACUGGCUUACAACAUAACUUAAAUAGAUCCUAUUUAUCCGAACCAUUAAAAGAGCCUGAAUUUUUUGAAGGUUGUCCAGGCAAAGACAAGCCAUUUAGUAAGCUACUAUAUGGAAUAAGUUUUUUCCAUGCAGUUGUUCAAGAAAGAAAAAAGUUUGGUCCUCUAGGAUGGAAUAUUCAGUAUGGAUUUAAUGAUUCAGAUUUUCAUAUAUCUGUAAUGCAACUGCAAAUGUUCUUGAACCAAUAUGAGGAAAUACAAUAUGUAGCCAUUAAAUAUUUAACUGGAGAAUGCAAUUAUGGAGGUCGAGUAACAGACGAUUGGGAUAGGCGAUUGAUAGUUACGAUCUUGGAUAAUUAUGUUAAUGCUGAUGUGGUUACUGAUCCAAAUUUCUUGUUCUGUGAUAUUGGUCCACAAUAUGGACUUCCCAGAAGAUGUGAAUAUCAGGAUUAUCUAAAGCAUAUUGAGUCAGUUCCAGUCAACCCACCUCCAGAAGUCUUUGGACUGCAUAUGAAUGCUGGAAUAACUCGUGAUUACUCUAUAUCAAUGGCGCUUACAUCUGCCUUGGUUUUGGUUGAAGGAGCAGGAAGUGGCGGUGAAGGCGGUAACACUGAACAUAUUCUAAUGCAAAUGGCUUCUGAAAUAAUUUCAAAGCUGCCCCAUCCAUUCGACGUUGAAAUAGCUCAAAAAAGCUAUCCUGUCGACUAUAACGAAUCAAUGAAUACAGUUCUUAUUCAGGAGAUGGAACGUUUUAAUAAGCUGUUGAGGGAAAUAAGGUCCUCACUCUUAGAUUUGCAAAGGGCAGUAAAGGGUCUUAUUGUUAUGUCGCCAGCGCUAGACAGUCAAGCAAAUGCAAUGUUACUAGGUCAUAUUCCAGCUAAUUGGGCUAAAGUUUCAUAUCCAAGCCUAAAACCGUUGCCGAGCUAUAUUUCUGAUUUUAUAGAAAGGCUUGAAAUGCUAGAAAAUUGGUACCAAAAUGGGAAACCUCCAACAUUUUGGCUAUCAGGUUUCUAUUUUACGCAGGCCUUUCUGACAGGAUCUGUACAAAAUUACGCUAGAGCAAAAAAGAUACCAAUUGAUUUGCUUGUAUUUGAUUUCGACGUUCGAAAAGUUGACUACGAAACGGCACCACCGGAGUGGGGUGUUUACGUGCAAGGACUUUUUAUGGAUGGAGGACGAUGGGACCGCACCAAGCAUUCAAUCGGAGAACAACAUCCGAAAAUACUUAAUGAUAAUAUGCCUGUCAUUUGGCUCUAUCCGAAAUUAAAGGCUGAAUUCAAAGAGGAAUCUAGGUAUAAAUGCCCAUUGUAUAAGACGUUAGAAAGGAAGGGCGUUCUGGCAACCACCGGGCAUUCAUCUAACUUUGUUCUAGCCUUUUAUUUGCCCUCGGAUAAGCCUGGAGCACACUGGAUCAAACGGAGUGUAGCAUUAUUACUACAGCUCGAUAACUGAUUUAAUAAUCUCAAAGGAUCUCAAUGUUUAGUUCUUCUACGUCCUGAUCGAUGUAAGCUCCUUGUUAUCGUUUGUCUAUUUCAAUAAUUGUAUAGCUUUGUACUUUUUGUAUUGUGUAUUGUAUCCAGUUUUAAUGUUAAAUAGUCUACAUUCAAUAGUAUUUAAAUAAUUGUUUUGGAUAUUUUUCGUUAUUAUAUUUACAAAGGUAGUUUUGUAUUGUUAUUUUAUCGAAUCAAGACUAAAUAUUUCUAAACUACAUCUGUUUACUUAAUUAAAAACAGAUUUCUUGUUCAUUCGUAUAUUUUAUAUUAGGUACACAAUUUUUUUAAUUAUAUAGUGAUUUGGUGAGUGUGUACCAUUUGGUUUGACGAAUUCUAAUCAUUUCCGUUUUCCUAAUUCCUGCUUUCGUUGAGUGUGUUAUUCAGGUGAUACAUUAAGGUCUUUUAGAAUAUAGAGGAAUAAUACCUACAGCAGAAUGUGGAUGAAUAAACUAUCAUAUUAUAUUAUUAAGUAAUUCAGACUUUCAUGGCAGACACAUGAUGGACACACGCGAAGUCAAUGAUUUGUACCUACUAUUUCUAUUUUGAGAUUUUAUUUGGAGAUGU